This is a messenger RNA of Exserohilum turcica Et28A, 2577 nucleotides long. RefSeq lists its product as uncharacterized. The record is from RefSeq and is a predicted model, not a curated record. NCBI's taxonomy places the organism in Eukaryota, Fungi, Ascomycota, Dothideomycetes, Pleosporales, Pleosporaceae. Bases 1 to 2577 code for a protein of 858 amino acids. Gene Ontology annotation, biological process: single strand break repair; double-strand break repair. Gene Ontology annotation, molecular function: 3'-tyrosyl-DNA phosphodiesterase activity; single-stranded DNA binding; double-stranded DNA binding. The transcript is spliced from 2 exons. Gene Ontology annotation, cellular component: nucleus.
AUGACUCGACUCGAGGCCCUACCGGCGCACGUGGAUCCCUCGAUUGUCUACAUCAGCGAUGGCUUCCUGGGGCUCGGCGCACUGGGUUACACCAUCUGCUACGUGCUCAUGACACGUCAGUCCAUACGCGAUGGCACUUAUGCAAUGCCCCUGUUCUCGCUCGCCUUCAACUUUGCCUGGGAAAUUGUCUUCGGGCUGUUCGUCGCCAUGGAGAUUGAACACAAGCUAGUCUUCAUCAUAUGGAUGGUCAUCGACCUGGGACUAGUAUACACCGUAGUUGUGUACGGUGCGAACGAGUGGAAACACGCACCAGCCAUCGGUAGGAAUAUCGGCAAGAUCUUCGCAGGUAUGCUGGCAUGGUGGUGUGCUGCGCUGUACGCUCUCAGCACCUGGUGGCUUUCUGUCGAGAACCCGAUCAAUCCCAAGGCCGGCAAGGCAUAUCGAGGGGUUGACGGCAUUGACGCAGACGAACUUAGCUUUUGGACUGUGCUCGCCGCGCAGGUUGUGCUCAGUGUCGCGUCGCUGGGGCAGAUCAUGGCCAGGCAGAGCACCCGCGGGUCUUCGUACGGGAUAUGGACGACUAGGUUCCUUGGUAGUCUUUUGGGGCUGAAUGUGAAUUACGGGUACUGUUGGUGGGUGUGGCGCGAACCGCAUACUUACUAUACGCAUCCUCUCGCGGUGCUGAUGAUGGUUACCUGGGUUGUAGCUGAUCUGGGCUACCUUGCGUUGUUCUGCAAGCUGCAGCCGGCACAGGCGACUGUGGCGCUUCAUGCCACCACCUACACUCUACACAUCAACAACAGCCAUUCAGCCACCCAACACUCCAUGUCGUCAGAUGAUGAGGACCUCAAGCUUGCAAUGGCAAUGUCGCUUCAGCAGGACGUUAUGGACGCCCCGCAAAACGCCACAGCGCCCGCCAGCGAGCCGAUCGACCUUGUUUCUGACACGGACGAUGAAAACGACGAAGACCUCAAACGUGCCAUUGCCCUCUCUUUGCAGGAAAGUGCAAAUAAUGACGUUGCGCAGCCGCUUGCCAAAAGCACACCGAUAACUGCAUCGGCCAUGACAGCCUCAAGCUCCAUGGGCAUGGAUCGGAAAGCCAUGGAACAAGAACGCCUAGCAAGGCUUGGAAAACGGAAGCGCGAGCCGUCUCCAGACGUACCUUCGAAGCAAGCAUCUAAACCAAUGCCAGGAUCAGGAUUGUCUACUGGAGCAUUGUUACAGUUUCCCAGUGGAGCUAUCAAGCGGACUUUUGCCGCAAAACACCCCAGGACCGACGACAUCACUAUUGAUGAAGUUUUGCAGGCGUCAAAAAUCCACACCGCCGUCAUCAGCUCCUUUAUGUGGGAUGCAGAUUGGCUGUUCAAGAAGUUGAGCCCCAUCAAUGUCAAGCAGAUAUGGGUGAUGAAUGCAAAAGGCGAAGACGUGCAGCAAAGGUGGAGGAGAGAGAUGGAGGAGACGGGUGUACCGAAUCUGAAGAUCCAUUUCCCACCCAUGGACGGCAUGAUCCACAGCAUGCACAGCAAGUUUAUGCUGCUCUUUGGCCGAGAGAAGCUGCGCGUUGUGAUACCAACGGCAAACAUGACGCAUAUCGACUGGGGAGAAGUUGCAAAUGACUGGCAGCGUGGUGUCAUGGAGAAUUCUGUUUUCUUGGUCGAUCUGCCACGCAGAGGGGACAGUUCGGUUGGCAAGAAGGAAGACCUCACGCGCUUCGGACAAGAGCUGUUGUAUUUCUUAGAGAUGCAAAAAGUCCCAGAGAUGGUGGUGGAGGGCGUUUUGAAGUUUGACUUCUCAGCGACUAGUCACUUGGCUUUCAUCCAUUCGAUGUACGAUCGCCGACAUGACACACCUUGUUCUUGGCUAACACGUUGCAGUGGCGGUUCGCACAAGACUGAGCUACCUUCUCGCCCUACGGGUCUGCCAGGCCUCGCAAAAGCUAUUCGGGACCUACAGCUUGACAAUGUUGAGCGGAUAGAGCUGGACUACGCAGCAUCCUCGCUCGGCGCUGUCAACGACGCUUUCUUGUCGCGAAUCUACCUUGCAGCGUGCGGGGAGUCGUUCACGACCAGCACACGGACCGUGCCCGAUGUUCGCAAUCACAUACGAAUAUACUUUCCCACGAACGAAACUGUUGAGAAGAGCGAGGGAGGCCCCGAGUGCGGUGGCAUUAUCUCGUUGGCGCGGCAAUACUACAAUGCAGUCUCGUUUCCAAAAACGUGCCUCCGCAAUUACGAGUCGUCGCGACGAGGCAUGCUAUCGCACAACAAAUUGCUGUUCGCACGUGGGCGCAAAAAGGAUGGAAAGCCGUUUGCGUGGGUGUAUGUUGGAUCGGCCAACCUGUCUGAAUCGGCAUGGGGUGGGCAGAAGGUGCUAAAACGCGGAAACAUGGGAAGUCUCAAUAUUCGAAACUGGGAGUGCGGGGUGGUGGUGCCAGUGCCGCACGACAGGCUCGCCGGAUCGGACGUGGAUGACGAUGGCGUACCGUCGAUGGGGGUGUUCGCGGGCACUGUCGAGGUUCCCUUUCGAUUUCCGGGAGACGGAUAUGGGGACCAAGCACCGUGGUUUCUCAGGCUGUGA